Arabis nemorensis is the source of this 339-nucleotide messenger RNA. NCBI's taxonomy places the organism in Eukaryota, Viridiplantae, Streptophyta, Magnoliopsida, Brassicales, Brassicaceae. The record is from the annotation of a GenBank genome assembly.
AUGGGUCCACAACAUUGGAAGAUUGAGCCGAGGUCUUUUAUGAGGUUACAAAAUCUAUUGGAGAAGCUGUUGGAGAUGAUGAGCGAUGAGCGCCCCUCGAUGGACCAGAAGGUUGAGUCGGAGCCUUUGGUAACGUUCCAAAACCAUUUGGAGGUUGCUUUCCAAUCGGUUCUGAGUGCACUUGUUGGGUUAAGCUUGAUUCAUAGAUUUCGGAAAACAAAUUAUUUUGUUGGCAUUGCAGAUGUCGGAGAAGUUAGUAACCCACAAGUCAUUAGUAACCACAAUGUCCAUAUGGUUGCCAAGUACAUCUCUGCCUUGUUCAUCUUCUUCUUUAGAUGA